AUUUCACGCUCAUUUAUCUUGCGGUCAGCGUGCCGGCAUAACAUUGCACAAUAGCCGUUUUUUUCAUUACUAAUGUCAUUGUCACCCAUAACCUCGUCUGAUAAGCAAAUUGUUACAUGGCUACAAGAAAGGUACAUGCACACUGACGGUCCUUCUUUUGUCUCUAACCUAGAUAUAAAUAUUGAGCAACGUUGUUAUCAAAUUAUUACUGUACCGGUAGCAGAACGAUUCACACCUCAAGAUGAAAACAGCUCUAAGUGUUUUGUUUAUUGUGGCGGCAGCUGCAGCUACCAAAGUCGGUUACAUAGCCCCUGUUGCUAGUGGAUUUAUCUAUCGAAACGAUCACAACGCACCAGCAAGUCUCAUCCAGCUAGGGGCUGUACCCUACACGCAGCCACAAGUCUUCACACCACCUCUGCCGUUGGCUCAGCCUCUGGCACAACCACUUCAGUUAAAAGCUUUAGAAGCUUACGAUUUGGAGCCUGCGCCCUUGCCGUACAUUGCUGCGAAGCCAAUUGUAGAAGAAGAUUAUGAAGAAGAAGAUGACGACGAUACUGAUGAAGCUUUAGAGGAAUAUACAGACGGAGAUAAACAAGUACAUGCUUAUGUAAAAGGUGGUGGUAGUGAUUAUGAAGAAAAACAUCAAGCAGCUCAUGGCGAAAAAGGAAGUAAAGGAUAUAAGUCCUCAAAAAAUCACGCUAAAGGAGAAUCAGGACGUUACGGAAAGAAAUAUGAUGCAGGAUUUUACAGUGAGGGUGAUGGUUUAACAAAGAGUCACCAUAACGAAGCUGGCGCUCAAGGGAAACAUUACAACUCUGGAAAAGUGUACAAGGGUGGUAAUCAUGGUCAUAACAAACACUUUUCUAAGGGCGAGGACGUCACUGGUUACCAUAAAGUUUUCCAUAAGGAUGAAUUCAAGAAAGAUCAUGACUUUUAUGACGUUGCCGAUAAUAGUGGACAUUUCAAAAAGCAUGGUUAUGAAAAGGAAAACCAUGGCUCCAGUAAGGGUGCUCACAGAAAGGGUGGACAUCACAAGGCUGCCUACGAUAAAGGUGACUUUGGAAAGAAUGGAUUCCAUGCCAAGGUUCAUACUGAUAAAAAUGACCACAGUCGUUUCGCUGAGGAGGGUAAUGAAAGUCAUUAUAGACACGGGAAAAGCUUUGCCAAAAAAGGCGGAAGCGAUCGUGAAAAGGAAUAUGCGUACGUAAAUGACGAUGACAUCUACGAAGAUGAAGAAUAAUCGCUAAUUAUCCCUUAAGUUUUGUAUAUACAUUUAACCUUGUAAUUCCUUUAAUUUGUUAUGUUUGAUACUUAUCGAUAUGCUUCAUUAUUUUUAUACG
Messenger RNA from Hyposmocoma kahamanoa, 1340 nucleotides. Its product is annotated as filaggrin-2-like. NCBI's taxonomy places the organism in Eukaryota, Metazoa, Arthropoda, Insecta, Lepidoptera, Cosmopterigidae. The record is from RefSeq and is a predicted model, not a curated record. The transcript has a single exon. Bases 242 to 1240 code for a protein of 332 amino acids.